AUGCCUCUCUCCAUCUCUCAGCCGCUCCAGAAAAGCAACCUCAUAUACCAAGCCCCCAGAGUCCUACUCCGUCCAAUCCAAGGAACUAUCAGAGUUCGAGAACAACACUACAAGAAUUGCUUGAAGGAGAAGGAUACCCAGAUACUCGCAUUGAAGCUUGAAUUAUCGAAGGCAAAGCUGAGCGCCAAGGCAACAGACGAGUAUUUGCUGGAGGUUAGAGGAGAACUUCAGGACGCCAAGAGGGAUAUGCGAAGACUGAGGAGCGAAGUAGAGCAGGAUGAGAAGAAAAUUUUGGAGUUGGAAACCAAGAACCUUGGUUCUGCCAAGGGUAAUGGAAGGAAGAUCCAGGAAUAUAACGAUUCCAUGGUGGUCCUCCAGCAUGAAUUGGCUACAUUGGGCGACACUGUUGAUGAGCAAACAGCGAAACUUUUUGACCUACACAUGGAAGAUAUUGCACAGAGAGGAGAAAUCCAUCUCUUGAAGAAGGAUAUCGAGGCUCUGCAGAAAACUCUGGAGGUGAACAGAGCAGCUGCAGAUUGGCUGGUUCAAAAUGGUCCUAGUCUACAGGAGGAUUUUCGAAGAAUGGCAGAUGAAAUUGGAGAGCUAAAGUACAAGGGAGCGGACAUGGCUAGAUUGAUGACAAAGAGUGCGCGAAAGUGGGAGCGCCGUAUUCGACGGGGAACUUAA
Molecule: messenger RNA, 687 nt
Organism: Cadophora gregata
Lineage: Eukaryota; Fungi; Ascomycota; Leotiomycetes; Helotiales; Ploettnerulaceae
Exons: 2
Coding region: 1-687 (228 amino acids)
Source: RefSeq, a predicted model, not a curated record